GUUGAUUCUUAGAAAACUGCUUUUUCUCACACUCUUUUUUAGAAACAAAUGCUUUCAUCUUUCUUGAGAAAUUCUUCUUCUACUAUCCAAAGAACUACGCCUUAUGCUCGUAGAGCUUUUAGUACCCAGUUCCCCGCUUUGCAAAGAGUUUCUGGUGUAGAAACAGUCAAGAAUUACAUUAAUGGUAAAUUUACAGAAUCCAAGACAGACAAAUGGAUUGAACUCUAUAAUCCUGCUACUCAAGAUUUGAUCGGUUAUGUUCCUGAAACCACUCAAGAUGAGUUAAAUGAAGCUACUGAAUCAGCUGCUGUUGCUGCUCGUGAAUGGAGAAAGACAACUGUCCUUGCUCGUCAAAAAGUAAUGAUGGACUUGCAAUACUUGAUUCGUCAAAACCAAGAUGCUAUUGCCGAAAAUAUUGUUCAAGAACAAGGCAAGACAUUCGCAGAUGCUAAAGGUGAUGUCUUCCGUGGUCUUCAAGUCGUUGAUCAAGCUUGCUCUCUUACUAGUUUAUUGAUGGGUGAGAAAUUGACAGUCGCAAAAGAUAUGGAAACAUACAUGUACCGUGAACCUUUGGGCGUUGUAGCCGGUAUCUGCCCUUUCAACUUCCCUGCCAUGAUUCCUCUCUGGAUGUUCCCUUUGGCUAUUGCUGCAGGUAACUCUAUUAUCAUGAAGCCUUCUGAACGUGAUCCUGGCGCCAUGAUGAUGUUAGCCAAAUUGGCCGCUGAAGCUGGUGUGCCUAAUGGUGUCCUUAAUGUUGUCCACGGUGCUGUUGAUUGUGUCAACUAUAUUUGUGAUGAGCCUCAUAUCAAGGCCAUCUCCUUUGUUGGUUCUGAUCAUGCUGGUAAACACAUCUAUACCCGUGGUAAUGCCAAUGGUAAGCGUGUUCAAGCCAACUUGGGUGCCAAGAAUCAUGCCGUUUUGGUUCCUGAUGCAAACAAGCAAGCUGCUUUAAAUUCUAUUGCUGGUGCUGCUUUUGGUGCUGCUGGUCAGCGUUGUAUGGCCUUGAGCACCCUUAUUUGUGUUGGCGAAACCAAAGAUUGGUUGCCUGAAUUAGCUGAACGUGCUCGUCAACUCAAGGUUGGCUAUGGUAUGGACCCUGACACAGACGUUGGUCCCUUAAUCACUGUUCAAUCCAAGAAGCGUGUUGAGCGCUUAAUUCAAAGCGGUGUUGAUGAAGGUGCUGAAUUGCUUUUGGAUGGUCGUGGUGUUGUCGUCAAGGGUUAUGAAAAGGGUAAUUUUGUUGGCCCCACUUUGUUGUCCAAAGUCAAGACAGACAUGGAGUGCUACCGUGAAGAAAUUUUUGGUCCUGUUCUUGUAUGUCUUCAAGUCGAUACUUUAGACGAAGCUAUUGAAUUGAUCAACAACAAUCCUUAUGGUAAUGGUACUGCCAUCUUUACUAACUCUGGUCCUACUGCUCGUAAGUUUGAGCACGAGAUUGAUGUUGGCCAAGUAGGUAUCAAUGUACCUAUUCCUGUUCCUGUUCCUCCUUUCUCUUUCACCGGUAGUCGUGGUUCUAUUUUGGGUGACAUGAACUUUUACGGCAAGAGUGGUAUCUUGUUCUACACUAAGCCCAAGACUAUCACUUCCUUAUGGAAAGAAAGUGAUGCUGAACAUACCCGUGCCUCAGUUUCUAUGCCUACUUUACACUAACUCUCCUGCAAUGAGUUUUAUAGAAUUGAAUAAAAAAAAGCGUUUUAGCUUGAGAUUACGCUAUAGCGAUAAAGACACA
This is a messenger RNA of Gilbertella persicaria, 1729 nucleotides long. Its product is annotated as methylmalonate-semialdehyde dehydrogenase. Lineage: Eukaryota; Fungi; Mucoromycota; Mucoromycetes; Mucorales; Choanephoraceae. The record is from RefSeq and is a predicted model, not a curated record. Gene Ontology annotation, biological process: L-valine catabolic process; thymine catabolic process. The transcript is spliced from 4 exons. Gene Ontology annotation, cellular component: mitochondrion. The coding region runs from base 49 to 1650 and encodes 533 amino acids. Gene Ontology annotation, molecular function: malonate-semialdehyde dehydrogenase (acetylating, [NAD(P)+]) activity; methylmalonate-semialdehyde dehydrogenase (acylating, NAD+) activity.